AUGCCAUCGAUCAUGUUGGGCAAGCGCUCUCGAGGUACAGAAACAACAGGCGCGUCCUCAAAAUCCACCUCGAAGUCGCUGAUAGCUAAUGACGCGAUCACGACAAGAUCGAAGAGACGCAUAGUGAUCAACGAGCCGAGCGAUGAGAACGGGAACCCAUUCAUAUCUCACCAUGAGGAUUUGCUGGAAGAAAGUGUCGGUGUACAAGAAGACUCUAGACCCGUGAAAAGAACGCGGACAACGCGAACUGUGCCUGCUAAACGUGGCACCAUCGAACAACGUCUUGAGGUCUCGCCUGCCAAGAUCAAUGCCCACUUCAAGGUUGCCAAGUCGAGUAUCGACGUAUAUCAAGACAGCAAGAACGAUGCAAAAGCCGAACCUCAGACACCACGGCAUCGUGACCGAACCGCUGGCAGAGUAGCAGUCACGCCCAGACAUCGUACGCUACUUGCCGGUGCUCAAGCGACACCGCGCACACCGAAGACGCCUUCCUCGCCACUUUCAGCAUCAACAGCGAUUUACAAUGAAGCACGUCAGCUCUUCUCCCGCUCUUCGAACCCUGGAAGGCUCGUUGGACGUGACGGUGAGAGGCAGGAGAUGUCCACGUUCGUGGAAGGCUGUAUAGCAUCGCAGUCGGCAGGCUGCUUGUAUGUCUCCGGACCGCCGGGAACGGGAAAGAGUGCAUUAGUUGAUGAGGUCUGCCAAAGAUACAAGGAUGAGAUGAGUGUUAAAAUCUCGGUGGUAAACUGCAUGAGUGUACGAAAUGCGAAAGAUCUGGCGCAGAAACUGCAGGAGGAUCUGGAUUUGAAAGAGAACUCGGGAUUUGAGUAUCUACGGACAUGUUUCGAUCGAGGCAACGCACGAGACGCACAGAAGUAUCUGAUAAUUUUGGAUGAGGUGGACGCACUGGUCGACAUGGAUUUGGAGUUGCUCUACAGUCUGUUCGAGUGGUCGAUGCAGGAGUCCUCUCGGCUGAUCCUACUCGGUAUUGCGAAUGCACUGGACCUGACAGAUCGCUUCCUGCCACGUUUGAAGGCACGAAAUUUGAAGCCAGAGCUUCUCCCCUUCAUGCCGUACUCUGCCGGACAAAUCGCAGAAGUCUUGACCUCGAAGCUGAGGACUCUGGCUCCAGGAUCUACUACGGUACCGUUUCUGCAUCCGGCGGCGAUUCAGUUCUGCUCGAAGAAAGUGGCUGCUCAGACUGGCGAUCUCCGCAAAGCAUUCGACAUCUGUAGACGUGCUAUCGACGUGGUGGAACAGGAGACUCGGGGGACGGACGCUCAAGCUAUGCUAGAGAUGAGUCCGUCCAAGACACCACUCAUGGAUAACAUCAACUUGUCCUCGCCAGUGACACCUCGAUCGCCAUCGAAAUCGCUUGCGAAGAACAGGCCAAUGGUGGUAUAUACUCUCGAGAGCGCACCAAAGGCAACGAUCGCACACAUGGCGAAGAUCACAGCACAAGUCUUCGGCAACGGCAUGGCUCAGCGCCUAAGCACACUCAAUUUGCAACAGAAAGCCGUCCUAUGCGCGCUCGCAGCACUAGAGAAGUCGAAGCGCGAUGCACAGGUCGAGCGCACCAUGCUCUCCACUCCCUCAAAACACAACCCCUCGGCACCCACGGUCAAACAGCUGUACACUUCAUAUAUCGGCCUUUGCGACCGAGAGAAGCUACUUCAUCCUCUUAGCAGUGUGGAGUUCCGGGAUGUGGUUUCGGGGCUUGAAACGUUGAGUUUGGUAUCUGCUGUUGAUGGAAGGAGUGGGAGUCUGGCACUACCAAUCACGCCUUCGAGAACACCCUCGAGAAAGGGCAAAGGUGGAUUUGGAGUUGUUGGGGCUGGUGACGAGAAGAGGAUUGCUAGUGCUGUCGGGGUUAAGGAGCUUGAGGCUUCGCUCGAAGGCAAGGGUGGCGAGCUUCUGAGGGACUUGUUGAGAGGCGAUUCGUUGGCUUAA
Messenger RNA from Recurvomyces mirabilis, 1950 nucleotides. It is a transcript of the gene CDC6, whose product is annotated as AAA ATPase. Gene Ontology annotation, biological process: mitotic DNA replication checkpoint signaling; DNA replication initiation; cell division. The record is from RefSeq and is a predicted model, not a curated record. Lineage: Eukaryota; Fungi; Ascomycota; Dothideomycetes; Mycosphaerellales; Teratosphaeriaceae. Gene Ontology annotation, molecular function: ATP hydrolysis activity; DNA replication origin binding. Gene Ontology annotation, cellular component: nucleus. The transcript is spliced from 2 exons. The coding region runs from base 1 to 1950 and encodes 649 amino acids.